Molecule: messenger RNA, 3590 nt
Organism: Acipenser ruthenus (sterlet)
Lineage: Eukaryota; Metazoa; Chordata; Actinopteri; Acipenseriformes; Acipenseridae
Product: neutral amino acid transporter B(0)-like
Exons: 8
Coding region: 286-1929 (547 amino acids)
Biological process (GO): L-aspartate import across plasma membrane
Cellular component (GO): plasma membrane
Molecular function (GO): symporter activity; neutral L-amino acid transmembrane transporter activity; L-aspartate transmembrane transporter activity
Source: RefSeq, a predicted model, not a curated record
GUGACAGUGUUGCUUCCUUUCCAUCACGUGUCUCUCUAACCGACACCCCCCUUAAUACGUCACAGUGCUGAUGCAACACAGUGGCUUUUUUGCUCGACAGCUUUGGGGCACAGAUUUUAGUUUAUCUCCGUCUUAACAGAUAGGGUCUGUUGGUUUAGGAAGCGAGUGAAGAGGCUCGUCAGUCAGUCACAGACACCAGCGAGGUCAUCCGUAGUACGCGGCGUGGUGCCAGCUUUAACUUAUUUAAUUGGUUUGUUAUUUAAAAACAAAAAAAAGUGCGUGGGGAUGGAUGAGGGAGCCAGGGGCACAUCAAACGGAGAAGCGCACAUGGACAAAGCGGCUUCUGGCAAUGGCAACAAUUCUUCGGUAGUUAACGGCCUCCCCAUAUGCAAAAAAGAGGCAGCCGGCUCCGCCAUGAACCGGGUGAAGAAAAUCGUCAUGGCUAACUUGCUGGUGAUCUUGACCGUCGCCGGGGUCAUUAUCGGGGUGGUUAUCGGACUCGGGGUGAGAAAUGUAGAACUGUCAAAAGCCCACAUACUGUACUUUGGCUUCCCGGGAGAGCUGUUGAUCAGGUUGCUGAAAAUGAUUAUCAUUCCUCUGGUGGUGUGCAGUUUGGUGUCCGGUGCCGCCAGUAUCGACCCCAAAGCCCUGGGCAAGUUAGGUGGCUGGGCGAUGCUGUUUUUCUUAGUCACUACUUUAAUUGCAUCCGCCAUUGGGGUUUGCAUGGCUUUCGCUAUCCGACCAGGGGUCGGCGCGGGAGCCAGACCGGUUUUAUCUGGGAUGGAAGAUGCGGUACCCCAGUCCAAAGAAGUGGUGGAUUCGUUCUUGGACCUCGUGAGGAACCUCUUCCCCUCGAACCUGGUCUCUGCUGCAUUUCAGUCGUAUGCCACAAGCUACAAAUUGAUACAGAAAAACACCACCGAUGAAUCUAACUACGAAGUGGAAAAGGUCCCGUUUGGAAAGGAAGUGGAUGGGAUGAAUAUUCUGGGUCUGGUCGUGUUCGCCAUAGUGUUCGGCAUCGCUCUGAGGAAGCUGGGGGAAGAGGGGGAGAUUCUCAUCAAGUUCUUCAACUCCUUUAACGAGGCCACCAUGGUCCUCGUCUCCUGGAUCAUGUGGUACGCCCCAUUGGGUAUCAUGUUUCUCGUGGCUGGGAAGAUCGUGGAGAUGGAGGACGUGGGCAUGCUUUUCGCUAGUCUGGGGAAGUACAUCUGCUGCUGCGUCGUGGGCCACGUCAUCCACGGGCUGCUCGUGCUGCCCCUCAUCUACUUCAUCUUCACCCGCAAGAACCCCUACAGCUUCCUGUGGGGCAUCUUCACUGCGCUGGCCACUGCGUUCGGGACGUCCUCCAGCUCAGCCACCCUGCCCCUGAUGAUGAAGUGUGUGGAGGAGAAGAAUGGCGUCUCGAAGCACAUCAGCCGCUUCAUCUUGCCCAUCGGAGCCACGGUCAACAUGGACGGGGCCGCGCUCUUCCAGUGCGUGGCCGCCGUGUUCAUCGCUCAGCUCAAUGACUACUCGCUCAACUUCAUCCAGGUCAUCACCAUCCUGGUGACUGCCACCGCGUCCAGUGUAGGUGCUGCAGGAAUUCCAGCAGGGGGCGUGCUCACGCUCGCCAUCAUCCUGGAGGCUGUGGGCCUGCCCACUAACGACAUCUCCCUCAUCCUGGCUGUUGAUUGGCUUGUGGAUCGUACCUGCACGGUUAUCAAUGUAGAGGGCGACGCCUAUGGGGCGGGGCUUCUGCAGAACUUCGUGGACCGGAACGCAGACAAGAGAGAGGGGGCGGAGCUGACCGAAGUGAGGCUGGAGGAAGUCCUGCCCACGAAGCCGACCCCACUCAAAGAGGAAGAGGCCACCCCCCUAAUCAAGGAAGACACAAAAGUCACUUUGGAAGGAACAGAGUCAGAACGAUGUGAUCAAGAGUCUGUGAUGUAACUGCUAAAGGCUUUUACACCCAGAGGAAUGAGUGGAUCGCAUUCGAAGAGAAAAAAUAAACAAGACACUCGAACUUUAGCUAUACGUACCAAGUCAAAUAUUUAAAAGGGUAAAGUGCUUGGAAAAACAAUUUUGGCUUUUUAAAAAAAAUGUUAUCCUAUUUUUAUUACAUUAAAAAAAAAAAAAUUAUCCAAGCUGCCCUUAAAUGAAUCCAUGUCAAGUUUUAGUUUAAUAUGAAAAGUUCUGCUUGUUUGACGCACUCCUGAUACAGCCAUUGUGUCCUUCUACAGUACAUCGGCAUCCGUUCAUUGAAAACAAAAGCAAAAACGCAUAGCAUUGGGACCAGAAAACCUAGUGCUGUCAACGUUGGAGCCGAAAGACCAGUGGGACUGUUUUAAAGGGAUUCUGCAGCCAAAUAGUUGCGGGUUUGAAUCCCAGUAAUGUCAAACUGCAAAACUGGAAUAGUGUUCCAUUUCCCAGUUCUUCUGUUCUGGUAUUUUUUUAAUAGUCAAAACAGUGGCAGAUCUGAAUACAAGUGCUGUGGUGGAAUUUUUUAUAGACCCAACAUUAAAGUGUACAAUACAGAGGCAGUGAUGCGAGGUAUAUGCAGUACAUUUUUAUGGUGGCGUUAAGAUCCGCCGCUAUUUAGAUUAUUAAAAUAAAACCUGCGAAUAAAUUGAUUCAUUGUGGGUGUGCCAUUUCAAUCUAUUUUUAUACUUGUGUAAAUAGUGUAACACUUUUUUUUUUUUUUUUAGCGUGUGUGGGGGGGCAGGGUGCAUUGCUUUAACAUUCUCUCCAAAUGCAGUAGUUUUAAAGUGUUGUGUACUAUUGUAAUGUAGUUUUUAUAACUGUAAACUGUGCAGUCUGUUACAGAAGACUUUCUGUAAGGUUUCUACUCCAAAUGAAAUACUUCUGUGUGAAAUAGGAUCUUUCUUAGCCCCCUGGAAAGUAUUUCUGGACCUGUGUAAUUACAGACUGUUGUUUUCUAUCAUUCUGAGUGGUGUCGAGGCUUGCUUGUUCCAUGCAAACCACAUGAAAACCAUUGCUGGCAAUUUAAAAAAGAAAAUAGAGGAGUAGGUGGUGCUGGCAGAAAGCUGAGAAGUUGCAUGGUUUGAAUGGAAUGAGGCUGGCUGUUCAGACAAGCUCAAAUGAGGAUCAAAGCCAGGUAAAGGUGGAUUUAAAGAAUGUGGGAGAAAUAAACCCUAGAACCACUGAAAUGCAAUUCAAAUGACAUUGAAAGCUGCCUUGUAUUUAGACAGGGGUCCCCCCUUUCUGUGUUUCAUCUACGUAUGUGCUUUCUUCCUUCAGUGGGGUGACCUAAGGUUUCUUGACAAGGGUGCACGUGACAAUACUGAAGGAAGGAAGCAGGUGGCAUGUGCUGUAACAAGUCUCCACUAACAGUUUGUGUACUCUGUUGUCACCCCUCCCUGCCCCAGUGUUGGAGCAACAAUUGAUAUCUCGGUUCUUUUUAGAUUUGUUUGUUUUAAGAAUCAAACUGACCAAUAAUUUUCUGACAGUCACCUAAAGCUAAAAAGGAUCAGAUGAUACUGAGAUGUACUGUUCUUAACUCUGUUUUUUGAGGGAGGGAGGGAGGCGUAAGAGCUAGGUGAUAUAGAUGGUCUUAUGUAAAAAACAAUAAUAAAAUACCAUGAUUAAGACAA